UAAAUUGAAAAAACUGUAUAUCUAGUUCAUCAACGUAAGAAAAUAAAUGUGUGAAGGGUGAAUCGUCAAUGAUGAAGACGUGCUAAGUGGGUUAAACGUUCUAUAUGACCAUGGGGUCAUCUGUACAAAGAAACACCUUUUUAUGGCAUAAUGGAAAACGAUGAAAGAAAAGAUCCCUAAUUUCUAUUUUCUGUGUGUUGUUUGGAGAAAUGGGGGCAGAAUACAAUAGGUGAGAAACUAAGGGCGAGCUCCAUUCAAGAGGGUUUAGUCGAACGAUUCCGUUCUCUCUCCUCGAUCCGAUUUGAAGAAACAGAGAGGAAGAGCGUGAUGCGAGGAACUGGAGGACCUCUUCUUUGCAUUGGCGAUCUUCUCUGCGAUGUCGGAGAAGACGAAGCCGUAGAAGGAAAGGGUUUGAAUGAAACCCCCAGAUCAAUUCCAUCUCCAUCUUCUUCCUCUUCUUCUGUUUCCACCACAAUUUUCGACCUAUCUCAACCCCCCGAUCUCCCCAAACUCUUCCAGGAAAAUUACGACCAAUUGAACAAAGUAUUUGAUGAUAAUGAUCACUCAUGGACUGCUUUGACAUUGAAGAUGUGCAGUGCUCUUGAUACUGCUACCAAGUUGGUUGAAUCAACCAACUCGAAUUCAAGAUUUUUGUUGGAGAAGAUUGUUGAGCUUGAACAUGUUUUGGAAAAGGGAGAUGCUACAAGAGAGGCAGCCAUGGCCAUCCAAACAAGCUAUAGCUCUCAUGUUGCUCAAGACUCCAUUUCUUCUCUGAAUGAAGGUUAGCAUAGGCUUGUACUUCAAAGGUUUUCUCAUUACUGAAGCCUGAUGGAAAUUUAAUCUUCAUAAAUGCUCGUUUAGGGUAAUUUACAUAUUCACAGCUUUGAUUCAUGCUCUUGUUUUUCUUAUGCGGUAGGGUGUUGUUGAGAAAAUUUUGUUUUCUAAUUAUUUGUCAUCAUAUUUUGAUUGGAUUAGAAUUAGUAAUUCGACUAAAUAGAAUAAGGUUUAUAUUGUAUUUUGGUCCCUAAAAGUUCUUUCCACUGUCCUUCCUGAAUUUUCAAAUAUUCAUUUUAGUUCUUCAACAUAAAAUGUUCUAUUUUGGUCCAAA
Messenger RNA from Cucumis sativus (cucumber), 1108 nucleotides. RefSeq lists its product as uncharacterized. Bases 328 to 786 code for a protein of 152 amino acids. The record is from RefSeq and is a predicted model, not a curated record. The transcript has 3 exons. NCBI's taxonomy places the organism in Eukaryota, Viridiplantae, Streptophyta, Magnoliopsida, Cucurbitales, Cucurbitaceae.